AUGAAUGUUCCUAAUGUACGUCUUGCCCUUCGAAUGAAACUAUUACAAUUCUCUGAAAACGUUAGACCAGCCUAUCAUGGUACUUUUACUCAGAAAAGUCGUGUUGUGAAUGGUCGAAAGCCGUUUGCACAAGAUAACGAUGUAUUAGAUUAUGAGGUGGAUAGUGAAGCUGAAUGGGAACCUGAAGGUGAAGGUGAAGAUAUUCAUAGUGAUAAUGAAGAAGAAGAAGAUAUUAAUUCUGAUAUUAUUGAUCCCGAGGAUGCAGGUUGGCUUGUGCCUGAAGGAUAUUUAUCAGAUAAUGAAGGAGUUGAAGGAGAACAUGAUGAUGAUAGAGUGAUACAUAAAUCACUUCAAUAUCAUAAGAGUACGUCUAAACGUGUUGCUAUUCGUAAAAUUGUUUUAGGUCCUUUCUUUGAAGGUGAAACUGAAGAAGAUGAGACGAUGAAGCCUUUUGAAGCACAAUUUUUGUUAGAUAUACCCAAGGAAGGAUAUAAUCCUUUCUAUAAAGAGCCUGUAUCAAAAAUCUCUGCAAAUACUACAUUAACGACUAGCAGUAAUGGUAAUACAACGUCUGCUACAAGUCAUAACAAGAAUGAAUUUACUGAAGUGCAUACAAAUGCAUUAAUUAGUGUUAUUAAUGAAAAACCGUUAGAGUCUAUCCCUAGUUUAAUUACAGAGGCCAAAGCAAAUUGGAUAUUGAAAGAUGUGUCCAAGCGUCAAUUAGAGGCUAAAAUCAAAGAUAUUGCUGUUAAAGAAAAAAGAGGCUCUGAUACUGUAAGUUAA
Cokeromyces recurvatus is the source of this 783-nucleotide messenger RNA. Its product is annotated as chromatin assembly factor 1 subunit A-domain-containing protein. The record is from RefSeq and is a predicted model, not a curated record. Lineage: Eukaryota; Fungi; Mucoromycota; Mucoromycetes; Mucorales; Mucoraceae. The coding region runs from base 1 to 783 and encodes 260 amino acids. Gene Ontology annotation, cellular component: nucleus; CAF-1 complex. The transcript is spliced from 4 exons. Gene Ontology annotation, biological process: nucleosome assembly.